AUGAGUAAGACUUCGGAGACAUCGGUGACAGAAGAUCCUCAUAACGAUUGGUGGUACCAUGCAUUGAAUAGAAUUGAGGAAAUUCACACGGAAAACAACGACAAAAUAGGAAAAGUAUCUAAAAAAACUACCGAAAAUAAAUCAGUUAAUUUAAUCAAAACUGACAAG
Molecule: messenger RNA, 168 nt
Organism: Loa loa (African eye worm)
Lineage: Eukaryota; Metazoa; Nematoda; Chromadorea; Rhabditida; Onchocercidae
Exons: 1
Source: RefSeq, a predicted model, not a curated record